CUCUCUCUCUGGAUAAACGUGCACGUACAGCGAGCGAGUCAGACGUGCGCAGACAUACACAGAAGAGUAAGCACAUGUGACACCUAAGUGCAUUUGGGAGCAGAAUGUCUGUGAAUGCGCCCAGCAGCAGUGAUGCAUGUUUAAGCAUCGUUCAUAGCCUGAUGUGCCACCGCCAGGGGGGAGAGAAUGAGAGCUUCGCCAAACGUGCCAUAGAAAGCCUGGUAAAGAAACUCAAAGAGAAAAGAGAUGAGCUCGACUCCCUCAUCACCGCUAUCACCACAAAUGGAGUCCAUCCAAGCAAGUGUGUCACCAUACAAAGAACACUGGAUGGACGUUUGCAGGUGGCUGGGCGGAAGGGUUUCCCUCAUGUCAUAUACGCUCGUCUGUGGCGAUGGCCGGACCUUCACAAGAAUGAACUCAAGCAUGUCAAGUUCUGCCAGUAUGCAUUCGAUCUGAAGUACGAUAAUGUGUGUGUCAACCCUUACCACUAUGAGCGCGUGGUGUCCCCUGGGAUUGUGGGAUUCAGUUUGCCAAACACAGGCAGGCUGAUAAAAGAAGAGCACAUACAUGACUGCAUCCAGAUGGAGGGUCUGUCAAGUAUGACCUUACAGCAAGACCAUCAUCCUCCAGAUCACUACAGCCCACAGCCGCUGAGACUGAUGUCCCCAGAGCCACCCCAGCGGACCACUUCCUCAGUCACUCUCUACCCCAGUCUGCCCCUCUCUCCACCCUCAAGUGCAAACCGGUUGUCAAUGCAGGCAGAACGCCCUGAGGGACUGUUGCAGAUCGCCUCACCAGCGGGACGGGCCUUGACCUCUGGCUCUCCACCUUCCACCCCAACACACAGUCACGCACCCACACAUAGCCAGCCUUCGUCCCAGCAACCCUCUGUCAGCCAGAGUGAAUAUAGCACCUCCAAGCACACACAGACACCGGGAUCUUACCACACAACAACCUGGACCGGGAACAGCACAGCCUCCUAUUCUCCUUCUGGACCACAGCAGAAUGGGCGGAGUCAUCAACAAGCCCCUCCCCCUCAUACCAGCCACUUCUGGUCUCAGCAUCAUACACCAGCCUCAUACCCUCAACAAGUCUCCAACCAUCCAGGCCCAGAGUUCUGGUGCUCAAUCUCCUACUUCGAGAUGGACGUGCAGGUCGGGGAGAUGUUUAAGGUUCUAGCCAAUUGUCCUGUGGUGACCGUGGAUGGAUAUGUGGACCCUUCGGGUGGGGACCGCUUUUGUUUGGGUCAGCUUAGCAAUGUUCACCGAACUGAUGCCAGCGAGAGGGCACGGCUUCACAUUGGUAAAGGUGUUCAGCUGGAAUGCCGUGGGGAGGGGGAUGUGUGGAUGCGUUGCCUUAGUGACCAUGCUGUAUUCGUGCAAAGUUACUACUUGGACAGAGAAGCAGGGAGAGCGCCAGGGGACGCCGUUCACAAGAUCUACCCAGGAGCCCUCAUUAAGGUGUUUGAUCUUCGUCAGUGUCACAGGCAGAUGCAGCAGCAAGCGGCGACUGCACAGGCAGCUGCGGCUGCGCAGGCUGCAGCAGUGGCUGGGAACAUCCCGGGGCCUGGCAGUGUUGGAGGAAUCGCUCCAGCCAUCAGUCUGUCAGCAGCAGCUGGGAUAGGAGUUGAUGACCUGCGGCGCUUGUGUAUCCUGCGGCUGAGUUUCGUAAAGGGCUGGGGACCUGACUACCCUCGACAGACCAUCAAACAGACACCGUGCUGGGUGGAAGUUCAUCUACACCGUGCCCUGCAGCUGCUAGACGAGGUCCUGCACACCAUGCCCCUCGCUGACCCCGGACCUGCCAACUGACCCACAGACUGCAAAAUAUACAAGCCCUGUCACAAAAACAAUGAGGAUGACAGGCUGGGAGAAAGAGAGACACACACACUAUGCAGGCAAACGGUGACUCAUAGUACCACAUACACACAUAAGCCUUCACACACACAGUCUUUCCACAGCCUUGGCCUUCACUGUGCCUUUGAACUGACCAGUGUUUAGUCCACUCUUGGGUGCUGUUGACUUGGUUGUCAUGGUAACAUAGACCAAAGGGCCCUACUGAUGAGUUCACACUAAUGGAGGUCCAAAAGAGGCGAAAGUAUGUUGGUUAAGAGGGAGAGGAAGAUCCAUAUAGUAUGAUAACACAGUUAAUAUGCUUAAUCCACAGAGACCCAAGCAUUGAUAUUAAUUAUAUAUAUUUUUUCAACCUUAAGCAUGUCUUUAGGAAGCUAUAGGUUAUAAAUACCAUUUAAUUUAGGAAAAAAAGUUACAUUGGGGUAUAAUAUAAAACAAAAUUGGAAUGCUGGGCAUUUAGCCUGGCAAAAUUGCACUACUAUUUUUCAAAACGCAUAGUGAAAGUUUUGAACUGACAACAAUUCAGCACACAAAUGUUUUUGGAAAAUAAUGUAUUUAAACCAGUAAGGUUGAGAAGUUAAAGAUUUUUUACUGUAAUAUUAACAUCAAAGUGUGCAGUAAAUUUAUGGCAGUUUAAUAUAAUUUAAUAUAUUUUUUCUUUUCUUUUUUCCAUUUUGUGAAAAUUGGGUAUCAUUUAAUUGCUUUAUAUAAACAUUGCAGUUCUGCUCGGUCUCUGAGGGUUAAAGCUCUGACUCAAUCUGAUUUCUCAUAGUUCCUUAAGUGGCAGCUUAUCCAAGUGCUGAGUGCAGACAGGACGUCCAGGAACAAAUGCAUUUAAAACCAGCUAACAGAGAGGAUAGAAAAUAUGCUGGUUCUACAAGCCAGUAUAUUUUAUCUGACAAAACUUGAAACGAGACCAAAGACUCAAGUGAGAUCAAAGAAUCUGCAGUUUUAAUUACAAUCGACUUGUGAAUACCAUAAUAGUUUAUAAUUCAGUGACACAGAGAUAAACAUUUAGGGAGAUUUUUGCCUGCUAGGCUAUACAUGAGGGAUAUUGAACAGUCCGUGCUGAGCUAUGUGCCAAAACAGUCUUGAAACUUCCAUUCAUGUUGAAACCUUAAGCCAUGACACUGAGACAGAAGUGAGGACAGCUAGUGGUUAUUUCAAGUAUUGCAUUCACUCAUACACAGCCUUGCAUUUUAGACAUGGGUUACCUGACUUCUGUUUAAGCUUUAUAUAUUACGAAUUAUAUUUAAUUCAAGGAUUCUUUGAGAGGAUGUGCUAUAUUGUGAAUAUAUUCAUGACAAAAGGGAAUUGUUAGGCAUGAUGCCUCCAAGAGAUGGGUUUCCAAAAUUAUUUUCCACUGUGCCUAUUCAGAAUACAACAAGCACUCGAGUGCCUUAUUGCUUCCAUACAACAGUCACUACAAAAUAAAAAAUAUUAAUGUCCUAAAUUCAUUAAGCAUUCAUCUGCUAAAAGAUAAACUUGGCAUAACACAACAAUCAUUGGGAAAAACUUUUCUUGGUACUUACAGCACCCCUCUGGUCUCAUGGGUUGCAUAGUUCAUAAUCAAAGAUGUCAGGAAUUGACCGGAAAUAUUUACUUGAAGUACCCUCUGAGAUUGUAGGUUAAUAUUUAAUUAUUUAGAACACAUUUGCAUCUUCACAGUUUUCUGUUAACAGUUAAUGGUCACGACAUGCAAGUAAACAAAUAAAAUAUCUAACCCUUUUA
This is a messenger RNA of Cyprinus carpio (common carp), 3584 nucleotides long. Its product is annotated as SMAD family member 4. Gene Ontology annotation, biological process: anatomical structure morphogenesis; SMAD protein signal transduction; transforming growth factor beta receptor signaling pathway. The record is from RefSeq and is a predicted model, not a curated record. Gene Ontology annotation, cellular component: heteromeric SMAD protein complex. Lineage: Eukaryota; Metazoa; Chordata; Actinopteri; Cypriniformes; Cyprinidae. Gene Ontology annotation, molecular function: DNA-binding transcription factor activity, RNA polymerase II-specific; I-SMAD binding; RNA polymerase II cis-regulatory region sequence-specific DNA binding.